CACUCAAAUCCAAAGAAAAAAAACCACUAUUUUCGAUCCACAAACCAGUAUGGAAACAACACAAAGUAGCAACAUCAACACAACACAAUUUUCAAGGCAAAAACAACUGUCAAGAGCACCAGAAAAAAAACUAACCCUCUUUGCCCUAAGGCUAGCUAUUCUUGAGAAAGCAGCCACAGGGUUAGGAACGCUAGGUUUUAUCUGGGCCACGGUGGUUUUGUUAGGUGGGUUUGCUAUAACCAUAGACAAGAUAGACUUUUGGUUAGUAACUAUCAUUCUUUUGGUUGAAAGUACCCGGAUUUUUAGCCGGAGUCAUGAGCUGGAAUGGCAACAUCAGGCCACUUGGUCGCUAGCCGACCCUGGAGUCAGUAGCUUUCAUGCCAUAACGUCGAGCUCGUUGUUCCAUCCUCGUCGAACCCACGAGAGUCCAAAUAACAGAAAGACACCAUCGCGGACAUGGAUAAGUUCUGAUGUUCCUCUUCUCCCAUACGGAAGAUGGAUCUUCGUAUCAAGCAACAUGAGUAAGCUUCUUUACUGGUUGCAGUUAGUAUCUGCAGCAUCUUGUGUGUUCAUUUCUGUCACACGACUUGUGAAUCAUAACUUUGAUGAAGUGAGCGACGACUUAGAUAAUCAUAAAUUGAAUCGAGCAUCGGCUCUUUCGAUCUUCUACGGUUUGGCCUUGGCUGAGGCUAUGCUAUUUCUGUUGGAGAAAGCAUACUGGGAAUGGAAUGUGAUGUACAAAAAGAUGCUGGAAACGGUGAACGAAGAACUUGAAUUGGGACACACGGGUAUGGUAUCCAUUCGAAGGUUUUUCUAUGAUUCGUAUUCGAAAAGUGUUAAUCGAAGCAUAUUCGAUGGAUUACAAAUGGACAUGGUUUCUUUCGCUAUGGAGCUUCUCAACUCCAAUUCAUUGGACGAACAACUGAUUGGUGUUCGAAUAUUUGAAAGGUUCACUACAAAUUCAAGAUUUUCUCAAUACACACUUCAGAAAAUCGGAAUCACCAUAUCAGUAAUGGAACGAUUAGUCGAAAUGCUAAACUGGAAAGACCCACAAGAAGAGGAGAUACGCUUGUCCGCCGCGAAGAUCAUCGUUAAACUCGUCCGUAAAAAACAAAACGCCCUUAGGGUCACCGGAAUCCCAGGAGCCAUGGAAUCAAUAUCAUCACUACUACACUCAGGCGAAGCUUGUAAAACCGAACUCAUCCGAGAUCAUGGAGAAUACGAUUUCUGGGCCUUCAACCAACUUGGACUUCUAAUCCUUAAAAAACUAGCUCGUGAUCAUGACAAUUGCGGCAAAAUAGGUAACACAAGAGGCUUGUUAAGGAAGAUCAUUGACUUCAUGCAAGCUGAUGAACGUUUGUUGAAAGACAAACGUGUCACACAAUCUCAAAUAUCCACCGUUAAAAGAUCGUUACAAGUUGUUAAAAUGCUAGUAAGUUCUACUGGUGUUACGGGUGCACAACUUAGAGCAGAAGUUUCAGAACUUGUGUUUACAAUUAGUUACAUCCGGGACAUAUUAAAACAUGGUGAGAAUCAUCCGCGGUUGCAGAAGCUUGGGAUCGAUAUUUUAACGAGUUUGGCGUUGGAAGAGGAUGCGACUGAACGGAUUGGAGGGACUGGUGGUGUUGUGAAAGAACUGUUUAAUAUUUUCUUUAGGGAAGAAGUUCUUGAAGCUCAAAAUCAUGUGAGAAUUGCAGCUGGUGAAGCACUUGGGAUGUUGGCAUUUGAAAGUAAUCGAAAUUGUCAUCGUAUGUUGAAGUUGAAUGUUGUUUACAAACUUAGUGACGCCUUGGACAGCCCAUUGCUCCGAGUAAACGCUGCUAGGAUUUUGCGGAAUUUGUGCGUAUUUAGUGGAGCUGGUUUCUUUGAAGAACUAAGAACGAUAAUAAUAAGAGCAGCACCUACGGUACUACAAGAAAUUAUGAUCACAACCGAGAUUAAGUUACAAGAAGUGAUGGUGGGAUUAGCAGCACAUAUGUUCAAAUUCAUGACAUACGAAGAAACUAAUGCCAUGUUCAAAAACAGCAAAAUACAUGAUGAGGAAUUAGCAUCUACACUUGUUCAGAUUUUAAGAAAGUACCGAAACCCAAAUACUAAAACUCCGCGAAUUCGAAGAUAUGUUAUUGAACUCGCGAUCUGGAUGAUGAAGGAUAACAUUAAAAAUAUCCAGGCAUUCAAGAAUUUGGGCAUGAUGGAAGAACUUGAAGGUGUUACAGAAACAACAUCGGAAUUAGAAAGCUUCAAUAUUUUCUCUGGUGCAAUUGGAUUGAGUAGAUACAAAAUAUCAAUUCAUUCGUUGGUUGAAACAGCAACAAAGUUAAUGACGGAUCAUAGCUAGUUAAGUACGUAAUGUGCAUGGCUAAUGGCUUGUGUAAUACGUAGUAUUGGAAAAAUGGAAGCUACCAAAUUAAACAUGUAAAUAUGGAUAAACAAAUAAGCUAA
This is a messenger RNA of Helianthus annuus (common sunflower), 2442 nucleotides long. RefSeq lists its product as uncharacterized. The coding region runs from base 50 to 2338 and encodes 762 amino acids. The transcript is spliced from 4 exons. The record is from RefSeq and is a predicted model, not a curated record. NCBI's taxonomy places the organism in Eukaryota, Viridiplantae, Streptophyta, Magnoliopsida, Asterales, Asteraceae.